Molecule: messenger RNA, 529 nt
Organism: Fusarium redolens
Lineage: Eukaryota; Fungi; Ascomycota; Sordariomycetes; Hypocreales; Nectriaceae
Exons: 2
Source: RefSeq, a predicted model, not a curated record
UACUUCAAUUUAAAGUUUCUAUCUUAUAUUUAAUUACAUUGACUAAAAAGCAUCAUACUGCCGACGAAGCAAUUAACCUCAAUACCCUGAAGAGACUCGCCUAGCAAUGCCUGAAAAUACCUGUCCUGAUUACCGUCUUGCGCAUGUUACAGUUAUAGAUUUUCUGCGAGAAUUAUUUCCAAAUGUCCCUGCCGCGGAUUUCCAGCUCCAGGUAAAUAGUUAUCCUGAAGUGAUGUUAUAUGUCGCUGCCCUUGCAAAUUGUUAUUAUAAUACUAUUAAAUAGACUAUAAAUAGCGAAUAUGUAUUUAAAGCACCUCGAUUACUUACUAGAAAAGAAUGGGACUUACUUUAUACUCAGCGAGAUUAAUCAUGUUAAAUUAGCUACUAGCUAGAUAUAGAUAAGGCACCCUAGUGAAUGAUAACUCAGCUUUAUUCUUCCUUUCUAAUAUGCUUCUCUGACACGUCACCAUUCGUUGAGCUGCGACUGGUGGGCGCGAAUCUAGAAGCAGAAGCUGAAAAGGCUGAUUAA